UUUAAAUUUUUAAUGACCAUCGGUGUCACUUUCAGUGUUUGAGGUUUGUUCAGUUGUCUUUUGUAGAUAUUCACUGAAGAUUUACAUAAUACUAUUAUCCCUCUCUCGUACCGUCAAUUCUUAUCUAAAUAUUGCUUUAGCAUUUCCAAGUUUAAGAAAACAAUAUAGCUAUAAAUUAACCGAGGAAGUUGCUUCUGCGGGGAUGCACGCGAAUGUAUCCUGGCUUAUCUUGAAAAAACCGCUUAAUCUAAGCCGUCAGAAUUUCCCGCAACCGAAAUACCAAUUUUUUGGCUACAAAGCUUAAUUCCUAUUUUAGAGAAAAGGUUGUGACAUUCUCGCCAUCAAGAGUCAUUAAGAUUUUCCUUUGUCCGACUGCAUUCUUUAUUGUAUUGUUCGUGUGUUUUUGAACUUCCUUUUUCUAUAUUUUUUAAUCGCACAAUUCGAGUUGCGUUGGGUACGUAUGAACUUUUACUUAUAACUUUCUAAAUAAUUUCUAAACAAAGUUUAACUUUGUGAGAUUUUAUCAUAGGACAAUUUAAUUUCUCAGACGCGUUUCGAACAGUUGAUUACUUCAUGCUCCGUGGUAACUGAAAGAAUAGAACUUGAAGUGACCAUUAUUUGGCAAUUAACAAGUUAGUGCGUUGAUUGCAGUUGAGUUUUUAAGUUGAUUCACAGGAGUUUCACCGCCCGGUGAUUAUUUAGAUAUAUCCAGCUGAUGAGUUAAUAAACAAGUUUGCUCCUUUAUCCAAUUGGUUGUUUUGUUUCUAUCCGGGAAUUUUGAUCAUUCGCGACCGCAGGCCACACGAAUAGAGGUCGUAAAGAGAUUUGCUGUGUUGUCACAGAAUACAGAAGAAUUGACAAGACCGACCAGCCGUACGUCUGUCUAAAUUCAAAUGGCCGUUCUUCAGUCAAACAGGGAGAAGAAACUCAGGCUUCAAGAUCUGAACUUGUUCAUUACAUGCAAACUUUGCAGUGGAUAUCUGAUUAAACCGACGACGAUCACGGAGUGUCUUCACACAUUCUGCAGAUCAUGCAUUGUGAGAUACUUACAAGAUAGGGACGACAAUAAAUGCCCCAGUUGCUCGAUUCUCAUUCAUGAAACAAAUCCAUUUGAAAUGCUCAGGUUGGAUAAGACGCUGGAGGAUGUAAUUUACAAACUUAUUCCCGAGCUACAAGCUAACGAGGAAGAGAGAGAACAAGAAUUUUACAAGCAACAAAAUGUCGAGGAGAGAAAGAAAAUAAAGGAAGAACACAUAGAAAAUGGAACGAAUGCUUCCGAUUCAACAGAUUACAAGCCUGCGAGUAAAAGAGUAAAACUCUCAGGAGAUGAAUACGACAGCGGAGCGAACUUCCAUCGUGACGAUCCUCAGAUUGGAGUUUGUCUGGAAUGUCUCUGUGACAACUCAGUUCAAGAGCAGCCGAUAAAAGAGCUGGUACGAAAAUACAUCCGCUGUUCAUCUAGACUGACAAUAGCUCAGGUCAAGAAAUUCCUCAAAGUGAAGCUUGAUCUAAGAACCGCUGACCAAAUCGAAGUGAUGUGUAAUGGAGAAAUUAUGGGCAAAGAUCAUACCUUGGAGUUUGUAUACAUGACUAGAUGGAGAAUAAAGGAGGGAUCUGUUCUCACUCUCCAAUACAGGCCAAGAAUGGAUUUUCUCUGAGUGCAAUACCAGGAUUCAGUUUCUGCAAUAUCAACAACAACAGCGACGUUAAGUCCAAAGCCUCGUAGUUGUUCGAGCAAGUGACCUCUGCAGUAGACCAUAAACGCCGAAAAAGUAUAACAGAACGUACUAAAAUGACCUUGAUACAUUUUUAUAUAUCAAGAUCAUUUUAGUAUUUUAAAUCUUAAAAGAUUUAAAGUACUGUAAUUAUCAUUCAACUACAGAGUAAAAAUGAUAUGCUAAGUAGUUCCCAAGAACUUGAAUAAGGUUUUAUCUCUUGAAUCAGGAGGACCUUAUUUGAUGAAAAUGACCCGGUCAAUAGGAGAAGUAAACUCUGUAAAUGUCAUGAUUUACCCUCGUUUGUUGGUUGCCCUAUUAAAGCGUACCUACAAAGACAUCUGGCCACUCAACGAGACUUACAAUUGCAUUGAAAUCUUUCACAAUAUUGACCAAAACCCGAUGGAUUAAAAUCCUCAUGCUCAAGUCAGUUAGUAGCAAAUUGUGCACUACCACUGAAAAAUAGUCUUUCUGUACGUAAUAUGAAUGCAAUAAGUUUAAAACUAGAACAUGUAUAGCUCGUUGAAAUAAUCGUUCAACCAAAAGAUAAAUAAGUGAUGCGAGUUUUUAAUAAAGAAAGUCCACAAAUGAAAA
Messenger RNA from Pocillopora damicornis (cauliflower coral), 2309 nucleotides. Its product is annotated as polycomb group RING finger protein 5-A. NCBI's taxonomy places the organism in Eukaryota, Metazoa, Cnidaria, Anthozoa, Scleractinia, Pocilloporidae. The record is from RefSeq and is a predicted model, not a curated record.